Molecule: messenger RNA, 2145 nt
Organism: Cebus imitator (Panamanian white-faced capuchin)
Lineage: Eukaryota; Metazoa; Chordata; Mammalia; Primates; Cebidae
Gene: CABLES1
Product: Cdk5 and Abl enzyme substrate 1
Exons: 10
Coding region: 79-1968 (629 amino acids)
Biological process (GO): regulation of cell cycle; nervous system development
Cellular component (GO): cytosol
Source: RefSeq, a predicted model, not a curated record
CGCUCGCGCCCGCUGCUUAGCGUUGGGGCGCCGCUCGCUUCUCCGGGCAUCGCGGAAAUCCCGCCGCAGACGGACACAAUGGCGGCAGCGGCCGCCACCACGGCCGCCUGCAGCGGCGGCAGCAGCGCCGGCACCGACGCCGCGGGCACCAGCGGAUUGCAGCAGCCGCCGCAGCCCCAGUCCACGGCCGCCGCGCCGGCCCAGCCGCCGCCCGACCCCCCCCGGAAGCCGCGCGUGGACCCACGGCGCCGCCAGGCUGCCCUCUCCUUCCUUACCAACAUCUCGCUGGACGGCCGGCCGCCGCCGCAGGACGCGGAGUGGGGCGGCGGCGAGGAGGGCGGCGCGGCCAAGCUGGGCGCCGGCGGCGCCUGCGGCGCGAGGACUCGGCUCAGCCUACUUGCCGCCGCGGAGCGGGGCGGCUGCAGCGCGCUCGCCGCGCUGGGCACGCAGACCACGGGGUUGGUUGCUGGGUCUGGCCCCUGCCUCCCGCAGCCUUCGUCGCUGCCGCCCUGGAUCCCCGGCGGCCACGCGACCGUGCCCGGCCCCGGGGUGGCACGGGGGUUCGGGAGCCCUCUGGGCGCCGGCCGGACGUCGGGGGAGCAGUGGCAGCUGCCCCGGUCGGCGCCUUUCGCUGCCAGUGCUCAACAGCAGCUGCUGGACGGGCCCGGGGGCGCCUGGCAGGAGGAGUUGGAGGAGGACGAUGCCUUUACCAGCGUGCAGGUGCCAGCGACCGCCUUCUUGGGCUCCGGGACCCCCGGGAGUGGGAGCGGCAGUCGGAGCCGCCUCAACUCGUUCACUCAGGGAAUCCUGCCCAUCGCCUUCUCCAGGCCGACUUCGCAAACCUACUGCUCCCUGGAGCAGCCAGGCCAGGGCGGCAGCACUAGCGCCUUCGAGCAGCUGCAGAGGUCCCGACGGCGCCUCAUCUCUCAGAGAUCUUCCUUAGAAACCCUGGAAGAUAUUGAGGAGAAUGCCCCUCUCCGGAGAUGUCGAACUCUCUCAGGUUCGCCCAGACCAAAGAAUUUUAAGAAGAUCCAUUUUAUCAAGAACAUGCGGCAACACGAUACCAGGAACGGCAGAAUAGUCCUUAUCAGUGGCAGAAGAUCCUUCUGUAGUAUAUUUUCAGUGCUGCCGUAUCGCGACAGUACCCAAGCCGGGGACUUGAAGUUGGAUGGAGGAAGACAAUCAGCUGGCGCAGUGAGUUUGAAAGAGAUCAUUGGUCUGGAAGGUGUGGAGCUGGGUGCUGACGGGAAGACUGUUUCCUAUACCCAAUUUCUGUUACCCACAAAUGCCUUUGGAGCCCGGAGAAAUACCAUAGACUCCACCUCCUCUUUCUCCCAGUUCCGUAACCUGAGCCACCGCAGCCUCUCCAUAGGCCGGGCAAGCGGCACCCAGGGGAGCCUCGACACAGGUAGCGACCUGGGAGACUUUUUGGACUAUGACCCAAAUCUCUUGGAUGACCCCCAGUGGCCUUGUGGCAAGCACAAACGCGUUCUGAUCUUCCCUUCCUACAUGNNAACAGUGAUUGACUAUGUGAAGCCCUCUGAUCUCAAAAAGGACAUGAACGAGACCUUCAAGGAGAAGUUUCCUCACAUUAAGCUGACACUCAGCAAAAUUAGGAGCCUGAAACGAGAGAUGCGGAAGCUUGCGCAGGAGGACUGUGGCCUCGAGGAGCCCACGGUGGCCAUGGCCUUCGUCUACUUUGAAAAGCUCGCCCUCAAGGGAAAGCUCAACAAACAGAACCGGAAGCUUUGUGCUGGAGCAUGUGUGCUGUUAGCAGCCAAAAUUGGAAGUGACCUCAAAAAACAAGAAGUCAAGCAUUUAAUUGACAAACUGGAAGAGAAGUUCCGGCUGAACAGGCGAGAACUGAUUGCCUUUGAAUUCCCGGUGUUGGUGGCCUUGGAGUUUGCCCUCCACUUGCCGGAGCACGAAGUCAUGCCUCACUACAGACGCCUGGUCCAGAGCUCCUAGCAGCAGCCCCAACGAAAGCCAAGGACCAUUUCUUCUCUGCUCACUGGAGCAACACUUACUACUGGAAAUGAAAAAAAAAAACAGAACUCAAAAUACCAGACUUUUCUUCCUCUCUACAUGGUUUGGGGAGAAGCAGUACUAGAAACUUUCCAGAGAGUCUUGGGUGUAGCCAAGAGG